GUUUCUUUAAUUAACUGUAUAAUUCAAAUUGAAAACCACAGAUACAUCCGCAGCUCUCGCUGUCCAGAUCACCUGCUAACCCAGUGGUUCUGGUGGUGCUGGCCGUGCUGCGCCUGUCUCUGUUUGGUGCGUAAAAGAGACCUGUGGUUCGAGGCAGCACCGGCAGGCUCCACACACUUUGACAGAAGGAAGCAAGACGGCGAGUGAGAGUGAGUUCGGGAAGAAAGAGAGUGUGGGAGGGUGGGAGAGCCCUCCCCCCGCCAAAUGUCUCGAUGGAUCCACUCCUUCAUAACCCCACUCUUCUGCAGCUUUGCGCAGAUGGCCAAAGUGUCCAAACCGGACUGUGAAUGUGCUCACACGCGGCCACAGGAUGACAACAUGAGAGCAGAUUAGUCAUUUAACUCUUCACCCUCUGCUUUGUUUUACUGAGUGUAACAGUGAAAGUCAAAGUAGUGAAACACCCAGCGCAGGAGCACUUGGCUACAUGUGAAUGUCUGCCGGUCUCCCAGCGCACUGCGCUGGUGAUGCCAUGCCGCGAAGUCACACCGGCGACGAGAGCAGCGGCACCGGACUCUGGCUCAAGACCUCGACAGGACGCCGGGUGCAGGACUACGCGCUGAAAGAUGUGGAGUCUGGGCGGAGGACGAUGAAUAACGCGGUGCGGGUCGGGGACGGUCUCCUGUCUCCCGCCACGGCAGGUGCGGUGGGGUCGGAGAGGAAGCAGGGUGCCCGGCUCAGCCUGCUGGGGAAGCCGCUGACCUACAGCGCGCAGAGCGGCCGCAGGAACGCGCGGUACCGGCGGCUCCAGAAUUACCUCUACAACGUGUUGGAGAGACCGAGGGAAUGGGCUUUCGUCUACCACGCUUUUGUGUUCAUCCUGGUGUUCGGAUGUCUGGUUCUCUCAGUAUUUUCUACAAUCCCUGCUCACCAGGAAUUCUCUGCACACUGCCUGCUCAUCCUGGAGUUUGUGAUGAUUGUAGUGUUUGGUCUGGAGUACAUCAUCAGGAUAUGGAGUGCUGGCUGCUGCUGUCGCUACCGAGGCUGGCAGGGACGCCUCCGCUUCGCCAGGAAACCGUUCUGUGUCAUAGACAUCAUCGUACUCAUCGCCUCGGUUGCCGUGGUUUCAGCCGGUAGCCAGGGUAACAUCUUUGCCACCUCUGCGCUGCGUAGCCUCCGUUUCCUGCAGAUCCUGCGCAUGGUGCGCAUGGACCGCAGGGGAGGGACCUGGAAGCUGCUGGGAUCUGUAGUGUAUGCACAUAGCAAGGAGCUGGUAACUGCAUGGUACAUUGGGUUCCUGGUGCUAAUCUUCUCCUCCUUCUUGGUUUAUCUGGUGGAGAAAGAAUUCAAUAAGGACUUCGCCACCUACGCCGACGCUCUGUGGUGGGGCACGAUCACCCUGACAACUAUUGGCUACGGCGACAAGACUCCGCAGACGUGGACAGGACGGUUAUUAUCGGCCGGUUUUGCUCUGCUGGGGAUCUCCUUCUUCGCUCUGCCAGCUGGCAUCCUCGGGUCAGGUUUUGCCCUGAAGGUGCAGGAGCAGCAUCGACAGAAGCACUUUGAAAAGAGGAGGAACCCAGCUGCGAGCCUCAUCCAGUGUGUCUGGCGUAGUUAUGCUGCUGAUGAGAACUCGGUUUCCAUUGCUACCUGGAAGCCUCAUUUGAAGGCGUUGCAUACCUGCAGCCCCGCCAAGAAAGAGCAGGGCGAGACUACUUACAGUCAGAAGUUGAGUUUUAAGGAUCGGGUCCGGAUGGCGAGCCCCCGUGGUCAGAGCAUGAAGAGCAGGCAGACGUCCAUCAACGACCGCCAACGCUCUUCCCCUGGCAACGAGGUGGUAGGAGGCCCCGAGCUGAUGGGAGGGAGCCCGGCCAAAGUGCAGAAAAGCUGGAGCUUCAACGAUCGGACACGGUUCAGGCCAUCGCUGAGGCUGAAGAGCCAGACUCGCACUCCUGUCCCAGAUGUGGACACAGGCAUGACCACGGAGGAUUCCUUUGAUGAGAGAGGCUGCCAUUGUGAUGUUACAGUGGAGGAUCUAUCAGCUCCCCUCAAGGCUGUCAUCAGAGCUGUCAGGAUCAUGAAGUUCCAUGUGGCAAAAAAGAAGUUUAAGGAGACAUUGCGUCCGUACGAUGUGAAGGACGUCAUAGAGCAGUACUCUGCAGGACACCUUGACAUGCUCUGUCGCAUCAAGAGCCUUCAGACGAGACUAGACACUGUAGUGGGUCCCCCUCCGAGGCCAUUCAGCAGCCGCCACAAGACCUUUUCUUCUCCCUCCCUGCAUUUAUAUUACAGCCAGGCCCGGAGGAAACAGUCUGCACCGGGGGUGGAUCAGAUUCUGGGAAAAGGCCAGAUCCCUGUGGAUAAGAAGAUGAGGGACAAACUGCAUCCAGAUGGAGACUCUCUGGAGGGCAUGAGCAUGCUGGGACGUGUGUGUAAGGUGGAGAGACAGGUAACUUCCAUUGAAUCAAAGUUGGACUCUUUGCUGGACGUUUACCGCCAAGUGCUACAGAAAGGCCCCACAGCACUCACCCUCUCCUCCUUGCCCCUGUUUGAGCUGGACAACCACCACAACUCGGACUACCAGUCCUCCAUCAUCGGCAGGGAUCUUCCCUCUCCUCAGGGAGGUGAUCCAGGUGGAGGCGGAGGAGAUAACAAUGGGGGAAUCGGCCGUUCUCUCUGCUCCAACCCGAGAGGCCUGCGGCUUAUCCUGGCACCUGCUGAUGAUGACUGCCCCCCUGACUCAGCACCUCCAUCUUACCCCCCGUCCACAGCCUCGCUCUCCCCAUCACCCCUGCUGCCGCCUGAUAGCCCCUACCCGACCUUGGUCACCCCCAACGGUACCUCCAAAAGAGCACACUUCCCUGACCUGCCACCUCCACCUCCUUCAACAGGAGGUUUCACCCUCCGCCUGCCCCCAACGUUGCAUCCCUCCCACCUGCGGUGCUCCGCUGACCCCGUCCCAGAUGAAAUGACAGAUGAAGUCUCGGUAGAUGAGGGGAGCCUGGGCCCCUCUGUUGUUGUGGGAUCCAGUGUAGAUGCUGACCAGGAAGGGGACAGUGAGGCAACCCCUGCACAGGGAGGGGUGCAGCUACGGGAGAAGUCUGGUUUGAAAUCUGAGGGGGUCUGGAGGAGGCACAUGAGCCUGGAGGUUAACCCCCUGCUGCUGCUCUCGUCUAGCCCGGACGAGAGGCCUUCAGACUGGGGAGGCAGUCUCGGGAAAUCCCUCUCCGUGCACAAUCUCAGCCAGCCUUUGACCAACCGUGCCCCCGGUCUCUCCUCUGCGCUCAACAACAGCAGCAGCAACGGUAGCAAACGUGGCAACGCCCACGGUGACCUUAGCAACUGGGACGGAACAGAACUCUUCAUUAGUGAGUGCAAGCUAGAGCCAGCAGAAGAACAUUUCGACUACCUGUCCCAGGGACCCGACAGCAGCCCCUCAGACCUUUUACAGACUGUGGAGGAGGCUGCACCACACCCCGACUUUCUCAGUCAGUCCCCACAUAUACAGCUGGCAUAACCACAUUAACACACACACACCUGCAUACUGUAUGUACACGACAUUGUUGGGGAAUACUUUUAAAGUAUUUUUACAGGACACUAUACAGAUUAUGUUUCAAAUGUCCAAACAAUGCCUUGUAUAUGGACAUACAAUAUUUUUAUAUUUUGUCUAACAUGAUUAUUCCCACUUUCAUAAAGAUUUUAUGAGUUAUUUGCUUUUUACAGGGUACUGAAAUCACCAUAAAGAAUAGUAAUGGAGGUAUAAGAUAUGUAUGAAAGUGGGCAUAGUCAUCUAAGACAAAAUACACAAAUAAUGUUCCUUUAAGAGAAAUCACUCUGGUCUUUACUAAAGAUAUUCAGAAAUUUUAUUAACUUUAUACAAAAAAAAGGUUUUUCAUAUACAAGAUCAUAUAUUAAUAAAAAAGGAUGUUAAUAACCUUUAAUUUUGUUUAAAAUAAAGAACAAGGAAGGAAUGUUAACUGAUUUCUGAGCCUGCAGUCUGACACCUGCCUACUAGGAAUUAAAGUGUAGAGGCAAAAUAAUUUGGUUCACCACAACAGUAAGUGUCUGUGAGUAAUGUUAGCUUUCUUGUCCAUGCAAUUUCCAUCAGUCUGAACUGAAACCCAAACCAAAGAACCUAGUUUGGGCUCAUCACUGAAACAAGCAGGAGUGUUUGUCGUAGAAAGUAAAGCAUACUUUAAUCUGCCUUGUGGCAACCUUGACAAUUAAAUGAGUGAAUAAAACCAGAAGGAAAUACUGUAUGUCUCACAGCUAAAAGUCCAGAGUAGAGUUGAACCUCACAGAAGCCACUGGAAACUAUAGGUCAACCACUUCUUUCUUAACAUGCGGUGAAACCACUACACACACAGGUACAUGCACACACAUACAACCACAACCACAACCACAGGAUACUCCAGCCAACUUGACGAAGAGCUGUGACUGACUAAUGACUUUAUUUUUCAUACAAGUGCUUGUAUUCAGAGACUUUGUUGGAAGACAAGAGGAGUCACUCGCUCUUCUUACUCAGCGUCUGUCUUUGGCAAUGUAAAAUGUCAUCUUUUACUUACGCUUUCAUACAUAUCACUGCAUGGACUGUUUCCAAAAACAAAUGAAUGAAAGGAGAAUAAUGGGUGAGGCCUGGUGUGGUGGGAAUAGCUGGAUUACAAAAGAGGGCCAAAGGUUGAACCCUCCGCAUGUAUUCAGACCACAAGCAUCACAUUCUGUUCAUUUUCUACAACCACAGAAACAUUAGUCAAUGUUUAUGCGGUUGCUCAGUUUCAUCUGUCAGCAAGUUGUCAGUGAAUUUGGAUGCAGCAAACCUUUUGGGGAAAAAUGGCCUAUCAGCGAUCACUCAAGAUGAAGGGCUGCUGGACCAUGUCCCAUUUGGUUUGGACAGUAGCCUGGUGAGUUAGUUGCUUACGGUCUGGAUGCUGAAAUGCCGCAGGCUUAUCGAGUGGGCUCUCUCAGCCAAGCAUGACAUGCUGCAUGUCUCAACUGUUGCAGUACCUACAGUGAAGAGCAGUCACACACUUGCUGGUGGCCUGGAUGUCCCUCUGCAUGUUAAAAAAAUGUUUCCUCCAAAAUCUUGAAUGAAAAAGUUCGAGCAAAGUCUGCCUAUAUGAACAUUAUUAUAUACUAAUUUGAACUAAUUUGAAAGUAGUCAUAUAGAUAACCCACUUCCUAUUACAAUUUAGAACAAACAUACAACCUUUAAAGGUCUUUAGAUUUUUUUUUUGACAAACCCUGUCUUUUUACUGGGUGCUGGUUGCACCAUGUGCAUUAAUAAUGAUGCUGGACUGAGCAUAUUCCCUCCUCCUAGUCUAAAGCAACAUGAGAUGUAGUGUGUUGUUACAGGGCAACAUGUACAUAUGUUAUUUUGCACCCAUGAAAACAACAUACAGCACAUGCACUGUUGUUGAUCCAGUAUGCAUGUUGCUACUUUAUCCAUGUGUCCGUUCUGCUGCUGACGAUGUCAGAAAAAUUUGAUAUAUUCACUUAAAAAACAGGAGCGAGAGGGAGUGAGAUGAGAAAACCGUGCCCUGUAAUCUCAAUAUAAAAUCCUAAUAGAUAUUUUCUGUGCACUCAGCUGGUGCUCUGAUCCAGAGCAAUGUGCUUAUAAGAAAACCUUGGCAGUAGACUAACUGGACGAGCCAGGAUCUCAGAUUAAAAUGUGGUUUUUGUGUUAACCUCUUUUACAUCUUCUGCUGCACCCCAAAAAAAACAUAUUUCCCAGGAUAUUAAAUAUGCACACGUCCUCCUCACCACAUCAAACAUGAUUAUAAUAUUUAACCAUGUAGGGUCAUUGUAAUAAGCUUUAAAAUCGAGUGCACACAUUUGUAUUUUAGUGCAUUCAGUCCUUGUUCAGAUUUCACUAGCAGGCGUAUGGGAAAAUGGUGUGCUGCAAGUUCCUUGAAUGACACUGUCCUUACACUACACUUGAUAGUUUUCACUGCCAUCCUGCUUGUUGACUGUUCUUGAGUGAGAAUUAUGCACAAAAAUACGUCAGCCAUCUUAAUGUUAUGUCAGCCAUUUUGAUUUGUUGUUGCAUGUUUACGUCUUAAAGGGGUACGCCGUCACAGCAGUCUUAAAAAUGUAUUUUAACGUGUUAACAACAACCUUUAUUCAUCAUUGUUUUUCAGUUAUAUUCCCUUUGUUUUGAAUGGUAAGUGCAAAUUUACUUAGCAAAUAAAUUAACACUCUGUAGAAGAACAUAACAAGUAUUAUCUCCUAACAAAUGACAAUUGUAAACACAUGUAGAUUGAUUUUGAAAUAUUAUACAGCCCAUGCAGGAGUUGAUGAGAUAUAUGAUCAACGUGAAAGCACAUUUGUUUUUUGGUGAGUUUGAGGAGCCUGAAAAUGUGACAUGGUAGUUUAAUGCUUAAUAUUGGAAUAGAUUUGUUGUAGUUGUUGAUUGAGUUUUGAUACAUAUGAAAAGAGGCCAACCAAAACUGUCAGUUACUGUGGAGCGAGAUGUCGGACACAAGGAAAGCUCAAGGACUCAGCCAGUCGGGGGAUGGGAUGGAUUAUCUCCCACAUAAAACAUGCUCAUUUUUGCAAUCUGUAAAUUGCUUAAGGGUGCCUUUCUUGCAUAUGAAAAGUCUUCAUUUUUUUCUUUGCAGGGCUACAAAGGUCCUGUUUGCCUAUAGCCUAUAUCAUACUGUAUAGUUGAAGUCAAACUGCUCAUUUUGAGUUGGGCAUCCAGUUCACUUAAGUCAUGUAGCUUUAGCCACAGACUUUAUACGGCUUUGAUGGAUAAUAAUACCAUUUCUCUACUGCUUGAACAGUAAUUUAUUACACAACUGGGCCUUAAAGCUUGACAAUGUUAACAUUAUUAUUUCUUUGAAAUUAAUUUAUUAAAGUGCACAUUAUGUUCUCUGGAUGAGAAAUGCAAAAAUAAUUUUAUUAUUCAUUAAUAAA
Epinephelus fuscoguttatus (brown-marbled grouper) is the source of this 6912-nucleotide messenger RNA. It is a transcript of the gene kcnq5a, whose product is annotated as potassium voltage-gated channel, KQT-like subfamily, member 5a. Gene Ontology annotation, cellular component: membrane. The coding region runs from base 491 to 3514 and encodes 1007 amino acids. Gene Ontology annotation, molecular function: voltage-gated potassium channel activity. Gene Ontology annotation, biological process: transmembrane transport; potassium ion transport. Lineage: Eukaryota; Metazoa; Chordata; Actinopteri; Perciformes; Serranidae. The record is from RefSeq and is a predicted model, not a curated record. The transcript has 15 exons.